CUUCCGUAAAACUCGUUCGUAUGAGAGUUAGUGUUUAUCUGGUUUAUAUCAAUUUGAUCAUAAAUUUCCGUUGUGAUUUUUUAUCUCAUUCCAAAAAUGUCGUCGUGCUGUGAAGGCAAAUGUGGUUGUGGGCCUGGAUGCAAGUGCGGCAGCGGAUGUGGCGGGUCCGAGAUGUGCCCAGAUAUUUCCAUGGAACAGAGCACCACAACUGAGACCCUUAAAAUGGGGGUUGCACCUCAAACCUCUCAUUUUGAGGCUUCUGAGAUGGGUGUUGCUGCUGCGAGUGGAUGCAAGUGUGGAGACAACUGCACCUGCAACCCCUGUAAGUGUGGAAAGUGAAAGAAAGAUGACAGCUUUUGAAGCAGAGGAUGAUGGACUUGUAAUAUUGUAGCAAGUAAUCUAUGCGUCGUGUGUGGUUUUUAUGAUCCAAAAUACCAAGUUUGUGUGUUUUAGGAACCGAGUUAGGAACUGAGUUUUAGAAUAAAGUGGUCAUGGGCGUCUCUUUGCAGAUCCUUCUAGGCUAAGAUUUGAUAAGGGUGAUCCCAGGCAUGCCUGCUUGUGUCUGUUUUCAUUGUACAAAAGUAGUAUCUAUAUAUGUAUGUGGGCUUCUGAGGUGUUUGUUUGACUUGGUGGAUCAUAUUUUAUGUAAUUGUGAGGAGAAAGAGAGAGAGU
Prunus avium (sweet cherry) is the source of this 672-nucleotide messenger RNA. Its product is annotated as metallothionein-like protein type 2. Lineage: Eukaryota; Viridiplantae; Streptophyta; Magnoliopsida; Rosales; Rosaceae. Gene Ontology annotation, molecular function: metal ion binding. The record is from RefSeq and is a predicted model, not a curated record.